AUGCAUGUGCAAGGCCGACGUGGUGCUGCCGGCACCCAAACAGAUGCCACGACAACAACAACAACGACGACAACGACAACGACAACAACAACAACCACAGCCGCGACGACAACGACCACAACCACAACCACUGCUGGUGGCAGCAAGGUUGGCGGUUUCCACGACAUUGUUGACUUUGACCUGAGCGAUGAGGCCAUUCAGGGCAGCCUGCAAUGCAUCGUGGACAAGAUGACAUACGACGCGAAGAGCCUGUCCAUGGUCCCAAUCAUCCAAAACGUGUCGCGUGUUGAGUCGCAGGUUGUGGCGGGCGUGAAGUACCGCAUCCACGCCUCCGUGACCUGGAUGGGCUACUGCCGCGACAUUGCCGAGCAGGCCCCUCUGAUGAUGCCCCUGCACGCUUCAUCAGGCAACCGCCGCCGCCGUCGCGAUGAUGAUCACGACGACGAACACGACCACGAUGAUCACGACCACGAUGAUCACGACCACGACCACGACGAAGGCGAGCACCGCGAUCAUGACGACGAGGACCACGAUCAUGAUGACGAGGACCACCACAAGCACCGCCCCCGCCUUCCCGACCACCCGCUGCCACCUGCACCCAGCCAGGACCAAGUGCCCAUCCCGCCCGAGGGCUUCAGGACCAAGGAGCAGGCCAUCAACUACGUGUGCCGGGCUCUCCUCAUGCAGUCGGAGGCGCCGCCGGCACAGAUUGUUGCCACGGUGUGGUACCAGCCCUGGCAGACCCCCGCCUGCCAGACCAUUGAGUAUGAAGUUGUCGAGGGCGCGACAGCGGAAGAUGCGCAGACCAUCCUCAUGUUUCAGCUCAGCUCCCAGCUCAGCAGCGUCAUGGACAUGGGCAACCCCUGGGACGAUUCCUCCUCGGACGACCAGUCGUGGUGGUCGCAGAACAUGGCGUACAUUGGCUGUGCCGUUGGCGCGGCCACGUUCCUCGCCGCCAUUGUCAUGCUCGCGUGCCACGUGGUUCGCCGCCGCCGCCGCAACAUGUACCAGGUUGGCCCGCUGGAGUGGUCCAAGGAUGUCACGCCCGGCGCCUACGUGACCAACGCCACCUUUGUCAACCUGGAUGACUCGUACUCCUCCUCGGCGUCCUCCCCUGUUGACAUCCCGGACACGACGCCCCUCGCCAAGAAGCACUGAGCCUGCUUGCUUGACUUUCUUUCUCUUUUUUUUUUUGUUGUUGCUUUUGGUGUCUGCGUGUAUGUGUGUGUGAAGCGUAAGUGUGGUGUCGUGUAGUGUCAAUGCACGUACAACUGUGUGUGAAGCAUAAGUGUGGUGUCGUGAAGCGUCAAUGCACGUACAACUGUGCGUGUUUCAUGUGAGGCGCGAAACCUCGUUGUUCCUUGUCAUGUCCAUUGUGUUUCGUACAAUGUGGCACAAAGACGUUGUUUCCUCUUUGCUUGCCCCCCGGUUCCCCUCUCCCAUUUCUUGUUCUUGUUCUUCCUUCUGAUGGCUGCCGCCCUUUCCUUGUGCGAGCGCGACACACGCUUUGUAUCAAUCACCUUCCUGAUUUGACCGACCCUUUCUUCCUAAUGAAUGACAGAACGACUGAAUGAUGUGCCACGCUCCCCGCUUUCGUACUCGGAGCACCACAAUAGACCGUACCUCUGAUGUCACG
This is a messenger RNA of Salpingoeca rosetta, 1636 nucleotides long. RefSeq lists its product as uncharacterized. Lineage: Eukaryota; Choanoflagellata; Craspedida; Salpingoecidae. Bases 1 to 1158 code for a protein of 385 amino acids. The record is from RefSeq and is a predicted model, not a curated record. The transcript is spliced from 2 exons.